Messenger RNA from Conger conger (European conger), 4531 nucleotides. RefSeq names its product centrosomal protein 131 (gene cep131). Gene Ontology annotation, biological process: regulation of centrosome duplication; cilium assembly; intraciliary transport involved in cilium assembly. Lineage: Eukaryota; Metazoa; Chordata; Actinopteri; Anguilliformes; Congridae. Bases 858 to 4160 code for a protein of 1100 amino acids. The record is from RefSeq and is a predicted model, not a curated record. The transcript is spliced from 27 exons. Gene Ontology annotation, cellular component: centriolar satellite.
AAUGUUGUCCCUCAUUCUCAAUUUCAACUGUUGUGGGAUAGAGUCUGUUUACCACUGGAUGUCAAAUAUCAGCUGCCGGAAGUUUUAGUUAAUGCGUUUCUGCUGGUGAUUGCAUGUCGUUUCGCGUCAGAAAACGUUUGCUAGCUGUACAGUACAGAAACACAUCAGUCCGCGAUGGGAAAAGUGAAAGCCAUUUUACUGUGCGCUGCAUCAAGAUGCAUCAGUAGGGAGCUUGCAGGAUAACUAGUGAGCCCUCUUUUUUGUAACGUAUUUGCUGAGAUGAUAAAGUAUUUAUAUAGAAAACAGUGGCUAAAAUUCGAUCUGCAUGUUCAAAAUCGGCGUGUGUAGGCAUACAGUGAGACAGGUGGAAGACUUGGCUCAUAUCGGUAGCUACAAUAGCCUAUCUGCACGGUUAGUGGUGCUAGAAAGCCUGUAGCAAAAUAACGUUUAAUUCUUGCUGUGCUUUACUUGUGCACGUUUGUUGCUUCUUUGUGGAAGUGUGUAGCUAUUCUUGGGCUCCUAUCCAUAUUUCUUUAUGAAUAAUAUUUAACCAUAGUAAUAUGUGUAGCUGGCUAGCUACAACUAAUUUCAUUUCAUCGAUAUUAAUGACGUGCUCGUACCGUAUGCAAUGGGUGUUCUCUGACUAGCUGUCGAUGAAACCAGCAAACAAGCUAGAGAGUUAAUAUAAUCAAUUUAAUAGCAGUGUACUAAUUUACCCUAAUUUGGUGGAACUUUUAAAGACGAUUAUUGAUUUAGUAAAUCAGUGUCAAAGAGUCUCUGAGCUCCAGUUUUCUUUUCAUUAUCUGGAAUUGCCAUUACUUUGGGCAGAAUCACUGGUCGCUUCUGGUCCCGGUAGGAUGCACGCUGCCCGUAGCCCCGGCACUCUGCCGGUGGGUGGUGGUGGGGAUGGCCCGGAUCUUUGCCUCUCGGGCUCCCAGCUGUCUGUGUCGCGCCGGCCCAGCAGCGCGUCAUCGGGGAAACAUUUCUCCCGCUCCGUGUCGGUCUCUGUGGCGGGCGACGGCCGGGGAAAGCGCAACACGCUGGCUGAAGUUGGACUGGGCAGUUCCCGCUCCAUCAAGAACCUGCGGCGCUCCAACAGCACCACCCAGGUCAACCAGCGAGCCGAGACCAGCGUCAGGGAGGAGCCGUCGGAGGACUUCCUGUCUUUCUUUGACCGCAGUCUGGACGGCAGGAGGAAGCUGGCCAGCCUCAGCAAGACCUCUCCUGACCGCACCACCUGGAACAUCCUGGUACCUCCAUCUUCCCACAAUCCCCACUGCACGCUGGGACCGCCCACGGGGCAGAGGAAGAGAGAGGCGGGCGUGGCUCUGGCCCCCAACUUCACCGCCAACAACAGGAGCAACAAGGGAGCCGUGGGGAACGCCGUGACGACCAUCCUGCACAACAACCACUCAGACCAGCCCCUCACGCCCAAGAGCUCCAAUCAGAGGCCUUCCUUCAAUAAUAUCCUGAAAGCCACGGCCCAUGAGGAAAGUCCGGUGGACGGUGGAUCUUUGACGAAGUCGCAGAAGAACUUCUCGUCCUCGUCCAACAACAACAACGCCAGCUGCAGUAGCCCCGCCCACCUCGGCAGCCCCGCCCACCCCAGCAGCCCCACCCUCCUCCGGAGGCGUGAGGUCACAGAGGAGGAGGCUGAGAGGUUUAUUCAGCAGGUGAACCAUGCUGUGGUCACUAUCCAGCGCUGGUACAGACGCCACGCUAAGAGGCAGCGGACAAGCCAGGCAGCACUGGAGCGCCUGCUUAGUGCCAACAAGAAGGAGCAGGAGCAGAGCAGGAUGGAAAUAAUACCACAGAAGAAGAAACCGGAGGACAGGAAGCGGGUUCGGGAAGAGAAGGCACGGCUUGCCCGUCUUGCAGCCAUUGAGGAGCUGCAGCAGAAGAGGGCCCAGCGGGCGCUGGAGGUGCAGAGGGUGGUGGGGGUGGAGCUUGCGGCUCUGAGGCAGGCUGGGAAGGUUGGCCGGAGGAAACCCGCCAAGGCGUCGCCUAGCAACCAGAGCAGCAGCCCGACGACCGACACCAAGGCCAAGAACACCGACUCCAGUGGGAAUGUGGCCGCUGAAUUGGGGGAGUCCUCCAAUCAGAGGGCCACAUCGCCCUCAACCCCCCCCUGUACAGGAUCCCAGGAUGCUCUGGGGCCUGUGGGUGUGGAGGAGCACCAGCAGGGGGCGCUGAGCAGCACCCUGACCGAGCUGCUGGACUCUCUGAGACUGCUGGAGGGCGAGCCUGAGCCCCGGAGCUUCAGCAAGGAGAAAUACGCCUGGAUCGACGAGGACGGGGACUCCAGCAGUCUCACAGCGGAUAACCUGCAGAGACACGGGCAGCUGAGUCAGACAGCGCUCUGUGAGGGGGGGGCUCUGCUCUCCCAGGCCAAGCUCCGCUCCAUCAUCAGCUUCCUGGACGAGAUGGAGCAGGCGGAGCAGGACCCGCCCCGCUCCGUCACCUCGGGGUCGCACCGAGAGGUUCUGAUGUCGGAGGAAGAGGUGGGCGGGGCUCAGGUGGGCAUCGAGCAGGCUGUCGCCACGGCAGCAGAGGUCACGACCUCCAUGAUGAGUCUGAAGCUGCAGCUGGAGGAGAAGAAACGCACAGUCAACAUGCUGCAGAGUGCCCUGGCCCAACAGAGGGAGCUCACGCUGCGUCAUGUGAAGGAGACUGAGAGGGAGCUCGGCCGAAACCUGCAGCAACAGAAAGAGCAGUACGAGAGUACCAUCCAGAGACACCUGGGCUUCAUUGACCAGCUGAUCGAUGAUAAGAAGGUCCUGAGUGAGCGCUGUGAAACCAUGGUGACGGAACUCAAGCAGGUGGAUCAGAAAUACACCAAGAAGAUCACACAGAUGCAGGAACAGCACGACAUGGUUUGGCACAUUCUGGGUCCCUUGUGUGAGGAGAUUAAGAAGCUGAAGGAGCUGAUGAGUGCCAAUGAGAAGGUCCGCAGGGAGAAGUGGAUCAAUGAGAAGACCAAGAAGAUCAAAGAGAUCACGGUGAAAGGUCUGGAGCCGGAGAUUCAGAAGCUGAUGGCGAAGCACAAGGCGGAGCUGAAGAAGCUGCGGGUUCUGCACGAGGCGGAGCUUCAGCAGGCCGACGAACGUGCGGCCCAGCGAUACGUCCAUCAGACCCAGGAGCUCCGCCUACAACUGGAGAGGGACAGAGAGCAGUGCUGCCAGAGAGAGAGAGAGCAGGCCCAACACAGGUAUGAACAGCAGCUGCAGGAGGAGGAGAAGGCGCUCCAGCAGCAGAGACGGAGGCUGUAUAAGGAGGUGGGCGAGGAGAAGGAGCGGCUGAACCAGCUGGCCACCAGGCAGAGGGAGGAGCUGGACGAGUUGCGGAGGCAGUUGGAUGAGAACAGCGCUGCGGCUGGUCGAGCUCUCCGGGAGGAGCUGGAGAAAACCCGUCAGGAACAGGACCGCCGGCACCAGGUGGAGCUGAAGGCCCUGAAAGAACGCUUGGAGAUUGAGAAACAGGCCUGGGAGGAGAACUACAUGAAGAAGGAGGAGGCGUGGCUGCUUGGCCGGGAGCGGGAGCUGAAGGAGGAGGUGCGGCGGGGGCGGGACCAGGAGAUCGAGCUGGCCAUUCAGAGGCUGGAGGCGGAGACCAGCGGGGCGCGGGAGGAGUGUGAGCGCGCGGCUGAGAACAGGGUGAAGCGUGUACGGGAGCAGUAUGAGUGUGAGCUCAGGGAGAUGGAGCUGACGGAGAGAGCCCUGCAGGACCGGCACAAGGAGCUGAAGUUGCGUCACAGUGAGAGCGAGGCUCAGCAGCUCCACCUGCAGGCCACCCUGCGCCAGCGCGAGCUGGACCUGCAGGACCUGAGCCAGAUUCGGGACAGGCUGGUGGAGGAGCGCCGCAGCCUGGCGGAGGUGAUCCGUCAGGAGUUUGCUGAGCGGCUGGUGGUGACGGAGGAGGAGAAUCGUGUGCUGAAGGUGGAGAGGGCGGAGCUCCGGGCCCGGCUCCGGUUGGAGGUGGAGAGGGUGACGCGCGAGAAGGAGGAGGAGCUUGCCGAGGUGCACCAGAGGGUGAAGUCGGCCAUUUUGAAGAAGGAGGAGACUGUCAGCGCUCUGCGGAAGCAGCAUGAGGCAGCGCUGAAGAGGGCGGAUCACCUGGAGGCCCUGUUGGAGCAGCAGAGGAAGCAGCUGCUGGGGAAAUGACCGACUCCGCCCCUGACUCCACCCACUGACCAUGCCCCUGACUCCGCCCCUCCCAGUUUGCCAAUCGGAGUUGUGCUUCAGGCUGCGGUGUGUGGAAGGACAGACAGACGGCCCGUGUGUAUGGACUGUACGGAGCGUGACCUGGAACACGCAUAUCGUUACGGGAACACACCAGAAGUCACGCCUCUAGUCUGCUACUGGAGGAACCAGAGACUGCUACUGCUAACAGCACUUACACACACUUACACACAUAUAUACACAAUUACAUACACUUACACACACUUACACUCACACACAUAUAUACAUACAUAUAUACACACACUUACAUAUAUACACACACUUAUACACACUUACACACACUUACACUCACU